Molecule: messenger RNA, 8627 nt
Organism: Pygocentrus nattereri (red-bellied piranha)
Lineage: Eukaryota; Metazoa; Chordata; Actinopteri; Characiformes; Serrasalmidae
Gene: clasp1b
Product: CLIP-associating protein 1-B
Exons: 44
Coding region: 406-5157 (1583 amino acids)
Biological process (GO): mitotic spindle assembly
Cellular component (GO): cytoplasmic microtubule; mitotic spindle; microtubule organizing center
Molecular function (GO): kinetochore binding; microtubule binding
Source: RefSeq, a predicted model, not a curated record
CCUUUAUUCGGAGCAGGCGCUUCGGGGCGGAGAGCAGCGCUGCCGUUUUACACAAAUAUCAGAUCAACAAAAAGCUGGAGUGAUGCUCAGAACAGGGCGAUAACACGGCAAAACGACGAACACUACAGAAGAAUGAGGGACUCUGUGUUGGAUUCACUUCCCUUCACAGAUGGCUUGCCAAAGUCUUUCCUUUACCAGUGUUUGAAGUGUUUACUGUAAUAGCUCUAAGCUAACAUAUGGUGCACACUUGCCAGCACCACAAACAGAGGCUUCCAAAUAAAGGGACGUCAUUUUUGGAAUAAAGUGCCAGUUUUGCACCUUCGCUGAUCACUUUUAUUGCGUUUGGCUGCUUUUUUAUGCAUUGCUCUGGGUUCCAGUCUCUAUCUGGUCCAAUCCUAAAGAAAUAUGGAGACCAAUGUGGAGUAUAUCGUAGGACAAGUAUUGCAGAAAGACUUGGGGCGACGACUACAGGUUGGACAGGAGAUCAUAGACUACGUCUUGGACAGACAGAAGUCACAUGAUCUGGAGCAUGAUCAGACCAUGUUGGACAGGAUGGUGGAUGGCCUGGCUACUUCAUGGGUCAACUCCAGCAAUUUCAAGGUGGCUCUUUUGGGGAUGGACAUUGUGUCAGCUUUAGUAACGAGGUUACAGACUCGCUUUAAGACACAAAUUGGAACAGUCCUGCCUAGUUUAACAGACCGAUUAGGUGAUGCCAAAGACCAAGUACGAGACCAAGCCCAGACUCUGCUGCUAAAAAUAAUGGACCAAGCUGCCAAUCCACAGUACGUAUGGGACCGAAUGUUAGGAGGUUUCAAACACAAGAACAACCGGACCAGAGAAGCCGUUUGCUUUUGCCUUAUUUCCACAUUAAACAUAUAUGGAGCCCAAGGUUUAACUUUAAGCAAGAUUGUACCCCACAUAUGUAAUCUACUAGGAGACCCCACAAGUCAGGUUCGAGAUGGUGCCAUGAACUGCCUUGUGGAGAUUUACAGGCAUGUCGGGGAGAGGGUACGAGUGGAUCUUGGGAAAAAGGGAUUGCCACAAUCACGGUUGAAUGUAAUUUUUAGCAAAUUUGACGAAGUCCAAAGAUCAGGGAAUAUGAUCCUGUCCGCAGAUAAAAACAUAGAUGAUGAUGACUCUGUGGACGGGGGGCGUUCCUCUGCCUCCUCUAAGGGAGCGUCAUCAGCGCGGCGAACAGGAUCUAUGCGCAGGCCAAGUUCUGCCUCCAGCACCAAGAGCACAGGUAAAGAGGGCCCCAGUGCCGGUGCUGUGGAUGAGGAAGACUUCAUCCGUGCCUUUGAGGAUGUGCCCACGAUACAGAUUUACUCCAGCAGAGAGCUGGAGGACUCCAUGAAUAAGAUCCGAGAAGUCCUCUCAGACGACAAACAUGACUGGGAGCACAGAGUGGCUGCGCUGAAGAAGGUGCGUUCGCUGUUGCUUGCGGGGGCCACGGACCAUGAGGGUUUCCUUCAACAGCUGCGGCAGCUAGAGGGCGCCUUCAAACUGUCCGCGAAAGAUCUGCGCUCGCAGGUGGUCCGCGAGGCCUGCAUCACGCUGGGGCAUUUAUCUUCUGUUCUGGGCAACAAGUUUGACCACGGAGCAGAGUCCAUUAUGCCUAUGCUGCUGAACCUCGUCCCUAACAGUGCCAAAGUCAUGGCCACAUCUGGCGUUGCAGCCAUCCGCCUUAUUAUACGACAUACACACUACCAUCGGCUCAUCCCCAUCAUGACCAUCAGCUGCACAUCCAAAUCUGUGGCUGUCCGACGGCGCAGUUAUGAGUUUUUAGACCUUUUACUGCAGGAAUGGCAAACUAAUUCUCUGGAGAGGCAUGUAUCCGUCCUGAGGGAGACCAUUAAGAAAGGAGUUCACGACGCAGACUCAGAAGCAAGAUCUGUUGCCAGAAAGUGUUACUGGGGCUUCCAUGGCCAUUUCAGUAAGGAGGCUGAACAGCUGUUCCAGGCUCUUGAGCUGACCUAUCAGAAGGCUCUGCAGUCUCAUUUGAAGAGUUCAGACAGCAUUAUGUCUCUCCCGCAGUCUGACCGCUCCUCCUCCAGCUCCCAGGAGAGCCUAAAUAGGCCGCUGUCUGCAAAAGUCCCUGUAGGAAGCAGUGUAACUAGAACUAAAGUAGUUACCUCUAAAGUGUCAUCCACGCCUGGCUCGCUGCAGCGAUCUCGCAGUGAUAUUGACGUAAACGCAGCUGCCAGUGCCAAGUCAAGAAUGCCCACUGUACCCGCUGCUGCCCCCUUCAGCUCAGCCACAGCACUGCCCCCUGGCUCCUAUGCAUCACUGGAUGCUACUCCUGGUAAUGUGGAGGGUCGUGUCCGCACCCGGAGACAGAGUUCAGGCAGCAGCGUCGGGGGUGGACCAUCUGUUACAGACAGUAGGGGGCGGAGCCGAGCUAAAGUGGUUUCUCAAUCACAACGAUCCAGAUCAGCUAAUCCAGCAGGUGGUAAGACUUAUGCUGGGAGUCGCUCCAGCUCUCCUGGGAAGCUUAUUGGUCAGUCAUAUGGAAAAGUCCACCAUGCCAGAGGCAGUGGGACCACCUCUGAAAAGCGCAGUAAGAUUCCCCGCAGUCAAGGCUGCAGCCGAGAGACCAGCCCCAGCCGCUCAGGCCAGGUGCGGGGCAGCCGUAUCCCACGGCCCAGUAUGAGUCAGGGCUGCAGUCGUGACACCAGCAGAGAGAGCAGCAGAGACACCAGCCCUGCACGGGGCUUCACACCACUGGCGUCCCGGCGCCACUCCCGCUCCACCAGCGCCCUGACAGCGGGCGACACUCUGCAGACAGAUCGUUUUGGUCUGAUCCAUCAGGCGCGUAUCUCUGCCUCAGUCAAUGCCAUGCGGAUCCUCAACACUGGCAUGGAGGUGGAGGCAGCAGUGGCUGAUGCCCUGCUUUUAGGAGACUCCAGGAAUAAGCGGAGGCCCAUGCGACGACGGUAUGAAUCUCCUGGCAUGUACUCGGACGAUGACGCCAACAGUGAUGCGUCCAGCGCCUGCUCGGAGUGGUCAUGCAGCUCACGCAAUGGUGGAGUCCCGCACUACCUGCGGCAGACGGAGGACGUAGCUGAGGUCCUAAACCACUGUGCCAGCUCCAACUGGUCCGAGCGCAAAGAAGGUCUGCUGGGCCUCCAGAACCUUCUGAAGAGCCAAAGAAUCCUCAGCCGAGUGGAACUGAAGAGGUUGUGUGAGAUUUUCACCAGGAUGUUCGCAGAUCCUCACAGCAAGAGAGUGUUCAGCAUGUUUCUGGAGACGCUGGUGGACUUCAUCACGCUGCACAGAGAUGACCUGCAGGACUGGCUCUUUGUGCUACUCACACAGCUGCUGAAGAAAAUGGGCGCUGACCUUCUGGGCUCUGUCCAGGCCAAAGUGCAGAAAGCCCUGGACAUCACCAGGGAUUCUUUUCCAUAUGACCAGCAGUUCAACAUCCUUAUGCGCUUUAUUGUUGAUCAGACGCAGACCCCAAACCUCAAGGUGAAGGUGGCCAUUCUGAAAUACAUAGAGUCCUUGGCUAGGCAGAUGGAUCCCACAGAUUUUGUGAACUCCAGCGAGACGCGACUAGCUGUGUCCCGAAUCAUCACCUGGACGAUGGAACCCAAAAGCUCAGAUGUCAGAAAGGCAGCUCAGAUGGUGCUGAUCUCUCUGUUCGAGCUUAACACUCCAGAGUUCACUAUGCUGCUAGGAGCUCUGCCCAAAGCCUUCCAGGAUGGAGCAACCAAGCUUCUGCACAAUCACCUAAAGAACUCCAGCAACGCCUCAGCCAUGGGUUCACCAAGCAACACAGUGGGCCGCACCCCUCCAUGCCUCUCUAGCAGCCACACCAGUCUUCUGACGUCACGCACAAACUGCUCCCACGGAGGCCUCUCGUCCAGUCGUUUAUGGGGCUGGAGCUCGAAUGGUCCCUCAAAGCCUCCGUGCCCCUUUACUCCCCAGCAUCCCCCUGGCCCCGCCACCCCCCCUCUCCGGUCCCUGCGCCGGGCCUUAUCGCCCAGCAUGCUGGAGUACGACACAGAGAACAUGAACUCAGAUGAGAUCUACAGCUCUCUAAGAGGAGUGACAGAGGCCAUUCAAAGCUUCAGCUUCCGCAGCCAGGAGGACAGCAUUGAGCCAAUCAAACGUGACGCCAAGAAAGAUGAUGCGUGUGGUGUGGCAUCCUCCACUGCUGACCCCCGGCUUACUGCGGAUGUGAUGGAGGGUGGCAGGAUGGCUCUGGAUAAUAAAACCUCAUUACUGAACACGCCGUCCCCACGGCAGUUCCUGGGACCCAGAACACGAGAAUACAACCCCUACAACUACACAGACUCCAUCAGUGCUUACGACAAGGGCGCCCUGAGGGAGGCCAUGUUUGACGAUGAUGUGGAACAGUUUCGGGAUGGUCGUCGGCAAGAUUGUGGUGAAAACAAAAUCAUGCAUCCCAAGAGUUACUCUGCUGGGCCAACGCAGCACUUGGAGCUGGUUGGUGACCUGCUGAAGGAGCUGUCCAACCACAGCGAGCGUGUGGAGGAGAGACGAGCGGCCCUGCUGGAGCUGUUGAAGGUUACACGUGACGACAGUGUGGCUGUGUGGGAGGAGCAUUUUAAAACAAUGCUGCUGCUGCUGCUGGAGACGUUGGGGGACAAAGAUCACACUAUUCGGGCGCUGGCCCUGCGUGUUCUGAAGGAGAUCCUGCGCAGUCAGCCUGCACGCUUCAAAAACUAUGCAGAACUCACCAUCAUGAAAACGCUGGAGGCGCACAAAGACUCCCACAAAGAGGUGGUACGCGCUGCAGAAGAGGCGGCCUCUACCCUGGCUGCCUCCAUCCACCCGGAACAGUGCAUUAAGGUGCUGUGUCCCAUCGUUCAAACUGCAGACUACCCUAUCGACCUGGCUGCAAUUAAAAUGCAGACCAAAGUCAUUGAGCGCAUCCCCCAGGAUUCUCUACACCAACUGCUGCCUGACAUCAUCCCUGGCCUGCUGCAGGGCUAUGAUAACACUGAGAGCAGUGUGCGGAAAGCCAGUGUGUUCUGCCUGGUUGCAAUCUAUUCGGUGAUUGGGGAAGAUCUGAAGCCACAUCUUGCUCAGCUCACUGGUAGUAAGAUGAAACUGCUGAACCUGUACAUCAAGAGAGCUCAAACGACCAACAGCAACAGCAGCAGCUCCUCUGACAUCUCUUCCCACAGUUAAAUCAACCAAUCAUCUAUUCCAGCCCCAGGCCAGCGAUAGCCUCCCUUCCAGUCCAGUUCAGUCCUGCUGUAAAUCCUCUUUUACCUGAGUGCAUCUCAAAACACCUCAAUCUGGUGUCGUCUAUUAACCCCUUAAGUUCUAAGGAGUUGUUUGUAGACCCACAGCAAAAUUCCUCACUACAUAAAAAUAACAGUAAGCCGGCAGGUUAAUGGUUAAUUGUACAUCUGAAUCACUCAGUUCCCCAAAGUCAUUUAUGUUUUCCCCAAGUACUUGAGGUGUACUGUGAUAGUAAUUUAUUAAUUAGAGGCCAACCGAUAUGAAGAUUUUGUGGCCGAUACCAAUAUGGAUUUUAGCACACUAAGAAUUGUGAUAACCGAUAAUAUUUUUCAUUAGCUGUCUUCUUAAAUUUUUGUAACUUCAUGUUUGUGGUAAAUGUUUAUAUACCAUUUAUAUGUUUUUUUUGUGUAAUUAUUGUAUUAUUUGUUUGCAUGACAUCAUUUUGCUCUGUCACCAGGAGAUUAGUGUACCAGUGGCUCAAUAAUCAAGAAAAGUUGCUUGUUUUCUGUGCAUUAUCAGCUGUAUUUUCACCAAUACUGAUAACACCGCAGGCUCUAGAUAUCAGCCAACUAAAAUACACUGAUAUUAGGAGCCAAUCGGUGUAUCAGUCAGACCCUAAUAUUUAUGACCAUGAGGAACUGAAGUCAACUUAGAGUUAAAGGGGUUAUAGAAGGAUUUCAUUACAUCUUCACUUUUUGUGUCCAUGUGCCAGUGGGACUGGACUGGACUGCUGUGUUACUGUAGUAAGAAAUGUAUGUGUCUGAUGUAUCAUACAUUUGGGAGAGCAGUUGUGCCUCAGUCCAGCUGCCUGUUUAGCUGUAUCGUCAAAGAAACACUUAAGAAGCAUCCUUGCAGUGUUUCUCUAAAGGUCUUUUUCAUCAUCAUUCUGUCACUACUUUGUAAUAAUAGCUCAUUUUUUCUUACAUUUGGGCACUGAUUUACUGUAGCCCGUCACACAUAUUACAAUUGCUCACACAAACAAUCCAAGUGACAAGAUUGGUUGGCCAAAGCAAACAUUCUGGCCAAUUACCUGCCAUGUUCCUGUUUGCUUGUGUGAGUAGCUUCAGUAAAUCAGGCCUUUUUAUAGUGAAUGUAAGGACUGGUGGACAUUCAUUCCUUCUGUAGGCUUAGUAGUGGACAUCCUAAUCACCGCUGCCUCUGAUUUCUGGAACAUUCUCUUUGUGCAUGUCAAGUAUUAGGAAGUACUGUAUGUUGAUUUUUUGGGGCAUUCAAACCUAUAUAUGCAAGAACAGAGAUUGUAUUUGUACAGUAAUUGUUUCAUUUUGCCCAAGCAGAAGAGAAAAAAAACAACAAAGAUGAAGGAUGAAUUUAUUCCCUGUUCAGUCUGUGAAAACAAAUAUAUAUAGAAUAUUUCAUCUCCCAUUCCACCUCUUGUUUUGCUUGUUGAUCAUUUGGCUGGUCCAGUGACUUGAGAAGGCCAAAAUCUGAAAUACUGCAAAAAUUUCGAAGAUAAAACUACUUUUAUUUAAGGGGUGUCAAUUCAAAAAAGCCUCGUUCACAGUCUGUCUUAAUGACAAUUAUUCAAAGACAACUUCUAGAAAAUUUUAAUCAAGCUAGCUUGUCUAAUCAAGCUGUGUUUGGUCAUUUGCAAAUUAGAAAUACCACUAAAAAAUGGCGUUAGUUUUAUUUAAAGGGAUCUACAGGCUCUGAUAUCACAUGCUUGGUGAAAUUCUAAAGUUUUUCAGCAAUAAUGCUAAUGAAAAUGAUCCAAAUUGGAUUUACUGUUAGUCAAACCACUGUUAAAAUCCAAUUUUAUGGUUUUUGGAAGGUGUGUUCCUGUAUGGUCUUGUAGAGUGCGUAGGGCCCUUACAACAUUUCUGAAGCUGCUUUGAAUCGAACCAUAGCUCUUUAAAUAUUAUACAGUGCUGUUCAUGAAUGUUGAGUCUUUUUAUGUGUUAACAUUGCUUUACUUUAACUAUUUAGGCCUUACCAUGUACCGACAUCCACAAAACAUUGCCUGAAAUGUUACUGUUUUCUGAAAUGUGAAGAUGCCUCAGUCGUGUUAAAAUCGUCUGGGGACUGAAAUGGUUCUGAAAUGGUUCUGAAAAGUUCUGUCCAGCCUGGAGCUUGAUCUCUUGCCAUGCCGCUACACUACGCGUAGCUGUUAUGCUGGGUAAACGAUGGUGAAUCGGAAAAUCUGACCAGCCAUUUUCCAGCACAGAAUUUCCCAUGUUUGUAUCAGUAGCAAACCUGAUGAAAACAAAGAUACUAACAUUCAGAAUAAGUCAAAUUACAGAACAGGCAUAGUUCAAUCAUAAAGCCUAACAAUGCUAACAAUAAAUAAAAGCAAAGUGAUUGGUGGCUCCCAUUCACUGUUAGCCAUGUUAGCCUCAGAAAAAAAACAGUGCUAAAUAAUAGUUCUGUCAAAAAAAGCUAAUGUUGCUAACAGUAAACAGAAAUCAGCAGCCAUAUGUUACCAUCAUGCUAGUGACAUGCUAACUGUGGCAUCUACUCACUGCUAGCCAUGUUAGCAUCAGGAAAGAAAACACAAGUAAUAGUUUGGUCCAAAAAGCUAACAUUGCUAAUAGUAUAUGAAAGCACAGAGAUACCAGUUAGAAUUAUUCAAAUGACAACAUGCUAAUUCAUGGUAUCCAUUCACUGUUAGCCACAUUAGCAUGUUUGAUUAAGCUAUUCUAGUAAGACAACUUAUUUUAAAGUUUUAUCUGUAAUUGACUGUACUGAAGAGUCUCUCCUGCAUGCGAGUGGAUGCAUGCGUGUUUUAGCGGUGUCUCUCUGUAAGAACAUCUCUGAAUUUCAACAUUCUGGAUCUGUCCCUUCUACCAUGAAAAUACAGUACUGUUACGAUUGGUGCAGCAAGCGACUUCGUACUGUAUGUGAAGCUAAGUGAACUAAUGUAGGUGACAGAGUAAUAAGUCUCCUGGGUGUCUGUAUAGUGUAGAUAUGUUUACAUGUACACUUUUUGCCUAGAGCGCUAUUUGCAAACCUGCUAGCAUCCCAGACUUACAAACCUCUCAACACAAAUAUACCUUCCUAUUCACUACUAAUGAUGAAAGCCACCUCUUAUGUUCAUGCAACUUCGUUCGUUUGAGCUGCAGAUAAGGUUGUGUGAGUGUAUGUGUGAGUAUGCGCGUGUGCAUAAGGGAAAAGCCAGUGUUUCAUAGACGACUGUUACUAUUGCAAGUACAACGCUUUAUCGCUUUUGCUGACAUACUGAAAAUGUUAGACAGUGCCACCUCUCGCUUACUGCGCAUGCCUUUGGUUUAGCUGCUCUUAUUUAAUAUAUCCAUAUCUGUAUUUAUAUAUUUGUUUUAUUUGUGAGCUUUACAGCAACUGUACAUAAAGACCCUGUUUUUGUUAACUUUCACCUGUGAUAGAAUUUGCAAUCUGUAAACUUCAUUUGCUCUAGAUAAAUGAAACCUCAGAGUUUUCCA